Cariama cristata (Red-legged seriema) is the source of this 1345-nucleotide messenger RNA. RefSeq names its product endothelin receptor type A (gene EDNRA). Lineage: Eukaryota; Metazoa; Chordata; Aves; Cariamiformes; Cariamidae. Bases 80 to 1345 code for a protein of 421 amino acids. Gene Ontology annotation, molecular function: endothelin receptor activity. Gene Ontology annotation, cellular component: membrane. The transcript has 7 exons. Gene Ontology annotation, biological process: enteric nervous system development; G protein-coupled receptor signaling pathway; vasoconstriction. The record is from RefSeq and is a predicted model, not a curated record.
CAGGUGAAGAAGUGAGAAGUAUCUCACUGAAAUAACUGAAAAAACUGUCUUGCUGAAUUUGCUCUUUUGGGAGUUCAGGAUGGAAGCCUUGUGUUUCAGCAUUUCCUUGCUGCUGCUGGUUCCAGGAUUUGUCCUCAGUGACAGCUCUGACAGAUACGCUGCCAAUCGGAGUGACUGGGGAACCCACCUUUCCACUUUCUCAGGGAUGGAAUCCAGCAUUCUCCUCACCACCAGACAGCCCCUGGUGUCCAACCAAACUGUCAAAUGCUCCCAGCAGACUAAGAUUGCAGAAACUUUUAAAUACAUCAACACGGUGGUGUCCUGUGCUAUUUUCAUCGUUGGAAUGGUCGGGAAUGCAACCCUGCUGCGGAUCAUUUACCAGAACAAGUGUAUGAGGAACGGCCCGAAUGCACUGAUAGCCAGCCUGGCCCUAGGAGACCUUAUCUACAUUGUCAUUGAUAUUCCUAUCAUUGUGUACAAGCUCCUUGCUCAGAAGUGGCCUUUUGGAGAUUCUGAAUUUGGACAGUUUCUUUGCAAAUUCCUUCCCUUUAUACAGAAGGCAUCGGUGGGAAUCACAGUCCUUAAUCUCUGCGCCCUUAGUGUGGACAGGUAUAGAGCAGUUGCCUCCUGGAGCCGCGUUCAAGGAAUUGGAAUCCCUAUGAUCACCGCUAUUGAAAUUUUCUCCAUUUGGCUUCUGUCCUUCAUACUGGCUAUUCCAGAAGCAAUUGGUUUUGCUGUGGUACCUUUCAGAUACAAGGAUGAAGGUUAUGUUACCUGCAUGCUCAAUCCUACAAAUAGCUUUAUGUUGUUUUACAAAGAUGCAAAGGAUUGGUGGCUGUUUGGUUUCUAUUUCUGCAUGCCACUGGCGUGUACUGCCAUCUUUUAUACGCUAAUGACUUGUGAAAUGUUAAACAGAAGAAACAGCAACUUGAGAAUCGCUCUCAGUGAACACCUUAAGCAGCGUCGAGAAGUUGCAAAGACAGUCUUCUGUUUAGUCGUGAUUUUUGCUCUUUGCUGGUUCCCUCUCCAUUUGAGUCGAAUUUUGAAGAAAAUGGUAUACAAUGAAAGAGACCCCGGCAGAUGUGAACUGCUCAGUUUCUUGCUGCCAUUGGAUUAUAUCAGCAUCAAUCUGGCAACCAUGAACUCUUGUAUAAACCCAAUAGCUCUGUAUUUUGUGAGCAAGAAGUUUAAAAACUGUUUCCAGUCAUGUCUUUGCUGUUGCUGCUCCCAAUCUAAGAGUCUAGUGACUUCAGUGCCCAUGAAUGGAACAAGCAUUCAGUGGAAAAAUCAAGAACUAAACAACCACAAUACAGAUCGAAGCAGCCAUAAAGACAGCAUAAACUGA